Molecule: messenger RNA, 1330 nt
Organism: Diabrotica balteata
Lineage: Eukaryota; Metazoa; Arthropoda; Insecta; Coleoptera; Chrysomelidae
Source: the annotation of a GenBank genome assembly
AGGCUCUGUCUGGUGGGACCAAGUAAUGCUUAAAAGAUUCUUUUUAAAGCAAUAUUGUAGUGUAUGGUACUGGGAACACAUAUUUUAUUGCCAUUGAAGAUCGUAAAUGAAAUUGUAUAUUUCUAAUAUAUUCAAUUUAUAUGUUAGCCAUGGAAUUUAAAGUUGAAAUGCAGGAAGAUUUUGUUGAAAAUAACCAAAAGGAUACAGAGAUGCAACCAUUCACAUUCAUAAAUCUAAAAAACUUCAAAAAUGAACUAGAAGAUAACUUAGAAAUGGGACUAACAGCUAAAGUUAAGCAAGAGUUCAAUGAAGGUGAUCAAGGAUAUAUAGAGAGUCAGCUAUUUACAUCACCAGAUUUUAAAGACUUUAUUAAUAAAACAGAUGAAGAUAAUUCAGGUUUGUCUCAAAACAGAAUGGAAAUCAUGAAAACUGAACUUGCAUGCACUACAGAACAACAAAUAAAUGCAGAUACUGAAGAAACAACAGGUUCAGUGGACUGACAUAUAAAAGGGCACACUGGAGAAAAGCCUUACACAUGUAUAAUUUGUUUUAAGCAGUUUUCUCAGAACUCUAAUUUGAAAACACAUUUGAGAUUGCACACUGGAGAAAAGCCUUAUAAGUGUGAAAUUUGUUUUAAGCAGUUUUCUCAGAAAGUUAAUUUGAAAAUACAUUUGAGAUUUCACACUGGAGAAAAGCCCGACAAAUGUGAAAUUUGUUUUAAACAGUUUAGUAAAGCAAGUAAUUUGAAUGAUCAUAUGAAACUUCACACUGGAGAAAAGCCUUACAAGUGUGAAAUUUGUCAUAAGCAGUUUACACAAACAUCUCAUUUGAAAACCCAUUUGCGAUCUCACACCAGAGAAAAGCCUUACAAGUGUGAAAUUUGUUUUAAGCAGUUUACUCAUAAAAGUACUUUAAAUGAUCAUAUAAAAAUUCACACUGGAGAAAAGCAUUACAAGUGUGAAAUUUGUUUUAAGCAGUUUAGAAAAAUAACUUUUUUGAAAACACAUAUGAGAGUUCACACUGGAGAAAAGCCUUACAAGUGUGAAAUUUGUUUAAAGCAGUUUAGCCAAGGACAUACUUUGAAAAGACAUUUGAAAUUUCACACUUGAGAAAAGCCUUACAAGCGUGAAAUUUUCAAGCAGUUUACACAUAUAGGUGAUUUAAAACUCAUUUGACGAUACACAUUGCAGAAAAUUUAAUUUAGUCUAAAACUAGGAAAUUGAAUAGUUUGAAAAGAUAUCUAAUAGUGCAAUUGAGGAUCAUUAAAUGUGCAAAAUUAGUUUUAUGCAAUUUUCCAUACAGAUGAAAUUAUACACUUAAUAAACUUUAG